UGUUCGGAGAGGAUAGAUGGAAAAGUGUAAAGAAAGGAAAAAAAAAUAGCUUGAUGAGAUCACUGUGUAGGAACUCAAGAAACGAAUGACACAAGACCUUGUUAAAUCCUGCAGACCACCUCAGAUUUGUUGUUUUUCCUUAAAAGUCUACAAUUUUCAGACUCCGAGAGAUUCUUAUGCAGAAGAACUACACUGCAUAUUAAUUUACAUUUACAGCAUUUGGCAGACGCCCUUAUCCAGAGCGACAUACAGAAGUGCUUAAGUCUCUCAAAUGAAAUCAAAUCAAAUUUUAUUUGUCACAUACACAUACAUAGAGAGUACGACAUGCGGUGAAAUGCUUUUUAUGUCUUUCCGGUAUUCAAGCAUAAAAAGGAAUGGAAUUAAGGAUAAAACUAAAACCAAAAUCAGGUAGCGGCAGAGACACCGCCAGAAAUGCAGGAUAUGGAAGAUGUACCCAGUCUCAUCUCUGAGGCUUUGUGUUGUACUGGUCAAGCUCAGCAUACAGAACCAACUCUGUUACGGAUGUGUACAGUGAAACUGGUGGACUUCAGGAAAAUACAGGGCCUGGAUGCAAACGUAAUCUCAGAUGGAAAUGUGCAUACUGGAGUUCCAGGAUUAUUUAGUUUUUAUGGAGGCCAACCAUCACUGCGUGCUCCGUUAAAGAUGUGUUCUGUGAGACUGGUGGAUUGUAGAAAAAUUGCUGAAGAUGAACCAGAAGAUGGGGCUUCUGAUGACCAAUACAGCAGCGGCGAGUCCGGCAACUCAUCGUCUGAGGAAUGGGAUCUGUCACCACCUAAAAAACAAACAGUUAAAGGAAAGAGCUUUGGAAAAGUUAUUGUACCGGAAAUGGGAAAAAAGACAUAUCACUGCAGCCACUGCAAUAAGACUUUCAAGAAUCCGGUAAGCUUCAGAAGCCAUCAGAGGUUGCUUAUAGAAGGAAAGGGUCAGAAAUGCACAGUGUGUGGAAAAAUAUUUUCAGCAAGAAAGCACUUGCAGGAGCACCACCGAGUGCACACUGGGGAGAAGCCUUACCAGUGCACACAGUGUGGAAAAGCUUUUGCCCGACAAACUGGUCUGGAAGAGCACCGGAGAGUGCACACUGGGGAGAAGCCUUACCAGUGCACACAGUGUGGAAAAGCUUUUGCCCUACAAUCAACCUUGCGCGUUCACCAGAUUGUGCACACUGAUGAGAAGCCUUACCAGUGCAAACAGUGUGGAAAAGCGUUUGCCCGACAAACAGGUCUGGAAGAGCACCGGAGAGUGCACACUGGGGAGAAGCCUUACCAGUGCACACAGUGUGGAAAAGCGUUUGCACGACGUGCAUGCCUGUCACGUCACAAGAGCGUGCACACUGAGGUGAAGCCUUACCAUUGCACAAAGUGUGGAAAAGAAUUUAAAUGUUUCUCACAUCUACACAGACACCAGAUGGUGCACUCCAACGCAAAGCUUAACAGCAGCUCUCAGUCCGACAAGACGCAGGCAUCAAACGUUAACGCGCACGAGGGUGUACAUACUGGCGAGGAUCAUCUAUGUUGCAAAAAGUGUGGAAGAAAAUUCUUAAGCUCAUUGGGUAUUCAGAGGCAUAACUGUGCAAAUCCUCAUUCAAAACCAUAUGAGUGCUCAGAAUGUGGUUUGCAGUUCAGAAAUUCUUUAAACCUAAACAUUCACAAGAAAGUACACACUGAGGAGAAACCGUACAAGUGUUCUCGAUGUGAUAAGGCAUUUAAAAGAUGUACAUCUUUAAUAGUACACCAAAGGUUACACAGUGGAGAAAGGCCUUACCACUGUGACUUAUGUGGAAAACAGUUUACACAAGUAACACAUCUGCACACACACAAGAGAGUGCACACCGGAGUAAAGCCUUACAGCUGCUCGCAUUGUGGCAAGUCUUUCACUCAGUCAUCUCAUCUUACAGUGCACAAGUUAGUGCACACCGGACAGAAGCCACACUUCUGCACCACCUGUGGCAAAGGAUUCAGAAUACCCAACCACCUUAAGAGUCACCAGAGGACUCACAGUGGGGAAAAGCCGUAUCCCUGCACUAUUUGUGGACUCUGUUUCUCUCAGUCUAACAGCCUUAAAAAUCAUAUGAGAAUACACACUGGAGAGAUGCCAUACCAGUGCUCGAAAUGUGAUAAGGUAUUCAGACAGCUUGGCUCCAUGAAAUACCAUGAAUUUGUGUGCGGUCAAUGAAAGGCUCACCAAAUAUGUUAUGAUUUUAUUGUAGUUUUAUUUUUUUGGCACCGAACGAAAGACUGAUGACAGAAUGAUUGUAUACACUAUAAUGAUUAAUAUAUGACACUCAAUCAAUAGGGAAACUCUUUGUAUUUUGUAUAAUGAAAAAUCUAUGCAAACAGUCAUGUUUAAAAAAUAUUGUGUUAAAGCGGUUUAGCCAUAUAAUACUUUGAAGUUUUAUUAACCAUUCUGGAAAACUUGACAGAGGAUUCGCUUCACUAUGAAUGAAGAGAUUGUGCCUAUUAAAGGACAUUAUUUUUAUAUGGACAUCAGUGCUGCCUUAAAAACGAUGCUGUCAGGUCUGUCAACCAUUCCCCUAGUACAGUACAGCAAAAGACCAAAGCCAAAUUAAGUGCAACAAGAAAUUUGUGACUGUGAAAUCUCAGUGUUUUAAUCUUUAGAAAAAGCAAAACCUGCUUAUUUUUUACUGAAGAGAUAAUGCACUUUAAGGGCAAUGCUAAGGUGAUGCUCUGAUGUUUUUUAUUUUUUUUUAUUUUAUUUUUUUUAUUUUUGAUGUGUUGCAUGUUGUCAUCAUGCCAAGUUCGAAAAAUCUGUGUACUGCCUUUACAUUGCAUUUUCUGUUUUUAUUUCAGUGUGAAUGCUUUUCUAGCUGACAUUCUGUGCUAUUCAGAUCACGGCUUGGAUGAAACCAAGAUCUUAUAUAGACCUGUAAUCCCAAAAUUACAACAUUUUAUUAAACACUUAAAGGUGGGGUGUACGUUGUUUGAGAAAUGCUUCAGAAAAUUGAGUCGGGCCGACAAACAAAACAAACGUGUAGCCAGUGAGCAGAAAGGGGCGUGUCUUGUCAAUAUGGGCAGAGAGUGUUCAGUGCGCAUGUGACAUUAGCCGAAAGCGACUGAAACAUUGACAUGGCGGAUAAAAACGAAAAGCGAAAAAAAGGCUUACGAUAAGGCAAGAAGCAGGACGUGUUAAUAUAGGAUCAGCUUUCCAGCGCUGGGGAGACAUGAAGGAGCGGGAAGGCCUGCGAUGGGACGCCGAGGUUGCUUUUUCCUUCUCGAUAGGUGAGUACGUUGGUUUUGCUUUGUUUCACAGAACUAAUAUAUGCCGUCCUUUGCAUGAUUAUGCUUGUGUGUCAUUAUUUUUGUUUGCUUGUUUGUUUAUCUGCAAUCGUAUUGUUUUUCCCUUCAGCUAUGAUAAAGACACAUUUCUUUCCAUUAGUUGCCUGGGUUACGCAUGUAUGUGUGGGCGGAGCUAUCAAUAAAGGGGCGGGACCCAUUUCGGUUAGAGGCGUGUUUGUUCUGGUCAUUUCAAAUGUCAACAUUGGCUUUCAAACAACGUAUACCCCACCUUUAAUACAUGAGUUUGAAUGGUUAUUUCUGAACAGUCUUGUGCUGCAGAAUAAAAGUGAGUGCACUUAUGCGAUUGUAAGUCCCCCACUCAACAGAUUUGUAUUUGUUGGUUGUUAAAUCACAUUAAAGAUCAUUGAUUCAUUAAAGAAAUAGAA
This is a messenger RNA of Tachysurus vachellii, 3700 nucleotides long. RefSeq names its product zinc finger protein 883-like. The transcript is spliced from 4 exons. The coding region runs from base 433 to 2193 and encodes 586 amino acids. The record is from RefSeq and is a predicted model, not a curated record. NCBI's taxonomy places the organism in Eukaryota, Metazoa, Chordata, Actinopteri, Siluriformes, Bagridae.